This is a messenger RNA of Rhincodon typus (whale shark), 3690 nucleotides long. RefSeq names its product sprouty homolog 1, antagonist of FGF signaling (Drosophila) (gene spry1). The transcript has 2 exons. The record is from RefSeq and is a predicted model, not a curated record. Gene Ontology annotation, biological process: negative regulation of fibroblast growth factor receptor signaling pathway; multicellular organism development; negative regulation of Ras protein signal transduction. Lineage: Eukaryota; Metazoa; Chordata; Chondrichthyes; Orectolobiformes; Rhincodontidae. Bases 909 to 1883 code for a protein of 324 amino acids. Gene Ontology annotation, cellular component: membrane; cytosol.
GGAGACGGGGACCUAUCGGCGGCGUUGGAAUGCGCCCUUGCGGCUAAUGAGCAGCGGUGGAAUGCGAGCUGGCGACCAAUGAGGGCGAAGGGAACGUGGUGUGUGUUUGUGUGUUCGUGCGGGGCUAGCGGUGGAGGGGACGGGACGAGCGGUCGCCAGUGGCACUGAGGACAAUUGGAAAGCGGAUGGCGCCGCUACAGCUGUUAUAAAGAGGAACUGUGCCGAGAUUUAGCUUACCACAAAUGUACCAAUAACACAGUGCAUUGGAGCAAAGCUUCACUGAUAGUCAUUCACACACACAUAUAGGCAGUAGAGUUGUGGCACAAGGUUGGGAGCUCAAAGUCUUUCAACACCUACAGCAAUCAGGACCAGGGCAAGCCGAUGCACCCAGAGACCGUGCGCUACAGGUGACAUCUUCCGUGUGUGGCAACCAAGGUGCAGAACCAAAAGUCUUUGCGGAGAGCUUGACUGGUGGCCAAACAAGGAGACGGCCUCGGCGACAAACCCCCACCGACAGCGUGCUGCGGGAAGCGCCGCUGAGGAAAUCACCCGAAGGACGCUGCAGCGAACGGGGCCAGAGCGCGGAGUGGAGUGCGCCGCGAGUGGUCGGCAGCACCGCCACCCAUCCCCACCCCCCCGCGGCACGUCUGCAUCUCGGGGUCAGUGCACCGUGGGCUCCUGCUCCCUUCAGCUCCACAAGUUGCACUCCCGUUCAGUCUUGUUUUCGGUCCGACGACGCGUCUUCUAAAUAUACAUUUGGUUGAUAUAAGGCUCGAAUCUGGAUUUACCUUGGAAAAGACUUGGCAAAGGCAGCAAUAAAAUGGAUUUGUAUUUGGUGGAUAUAUGGAAAUAGAAUUUCAGAUGCAUGCCAAGCCUACGGUGAAUGCUGGAAUUAGUGAUCGCUGCAGAUGGAGACCCGUAUUCAGCAUGGCGGUGGUGGUUCAUUGGUGGUAAUCCAGCAACCCUCUCUUGACAGCAGGCAGAGACUGGACUAUGAACGGGAGCUGCAGCACACUGCCAUUUUAUCCCUCGAUCAGAUUAAAGCAAUCAGGACCAGCAAUGAAUACACAGAAGGCCCUGCUAUUGCGAAGAAGGCUAGUAGCAUUAAUAGCAGCAGACCCACACAACGGCAUGAGAAGCAUGAAAGGACUCACGAAGUGAUACCGAUCAAUGUGAAUAAUAACUACGAGCAUCGGUCCACUCACCACACACAUGCCGGUCACCACUCCUCGACCAGGAUGCCUGUGUUGAGCAGAUCGACUAGCACAGGUAGUGCAGCUAGCUCAGGGAGCAACAGUAGUGCAUCGUCUGAGCAAGGGCUUUUGGGGCGUUCACCACCGACACGGCCAACCUCCAGCCACCAUAGAUCGGACAGGAUGGUUAGAAUACAGCCUAAACCAUCUCUCUGCACAACAGAUGAGCUGAAAUGCUUAGGGAAGGAGGACCUGACAAAGCAUAGAUUUAUAUGUGAGCAAUGUGGGAAGUGCAAGUGCAGAGAGUGUACAGCACCGAGGACCCUCCCUUCACGUUUGGCUUGUAACAGGCAGUGCCUCUGCUCAGCCGAGAGCAUGGUGGAGUACGGUACAUGCAUGUGUUUAGUAAAGGGAAUCUUCUACCACUGCUCCAAUGAUGAUGAGGACUCCUGUGCGGAUAAUCCUUGCUCCUGCUCCCAUUCGCAUUGCUGCUCCAGAUUCUUGUGCAUGGGUUUAAUGUCCUUGUUUUUGCCCUGUUUACUCUGCUAUCUUCCAGCUAAGGGUUGUAUUAAACUUUGCCAGGGGUGUUAUGACCGUGUAAACAGGCCUGGGUGCCGAUGCAAGAAUUCAAAUACUGUGUAUUGCAAACUCAAGAGCUGUCCCACUCCAGGGGAGGACAAACCCUCAUGAUCUGGGGCAGCAGAGAUCUUUAACACUUUUUUCAUUUUUUAUUUUGAAAUCAUGCCUGUGUGUUUAUCCACUUCAGCCUCAGACUUGAUAUCAUCAAAGUGCAGCAACUGUUCUAAUCUUACCCGUUUUACAGUCGAGAGAUGGAUGCUCUUUGUCAACAUGGAACAGCUCCAGUUCUGCCUGUCCGGCUUAGGAUCAUGGAUGUUUCAGGUCCCCAGAGGUGAAGAGACAUCCGUAUCACUUCAAAGGAGUAAACCAUUGCUUUCUCACCUGCAAGCAGCCCCCUUAACUAAUUUCUGUUGUCCACAGAAUUUUCAUGUUGCACAAAAUAUUCUGGUAUUCUUCAAAAAAUCAUCGACAAAGUUAGCCUAAGUGAAACUAAUUAACCAGAUUCUGUGGGGGAAUUUGAUCUGUUUAAUGUAUGGAUGUUACAAUACAAUUGCAAACCAGCAAGAUAACUGGGGGAAACCACUGGUGCAAUGGUCACAAAGCAGUGGCCUGCGCUAGAGUUUCUAUCACAAAACUAUAUUCACUCUGAAAGAGCCAGAUUUUCUCAGACACUUAAAGUACAUUGGGUUUCAUUAUUCUUUUAUAAUUUCGUUACUUGUUUCCAUUUUGUUGCAGAAUUCUCCUGAAAUUAUCCAGGUAAACUUUCCCUGUUCCCUAAUCAAGAGAUUAAGCAGAUUUGAGAAUAAAGCUGUGUUCUCUGCUUUGUACUCAAUGUGCUUUACUGUGAAGGGGAGUGCUUAUUCUGGCCACCUCAAACUACUUUAGCAACAGGGUAUCAUUAGUUAAGUUGUAUUAAUUGACAAGAUUUCCAUUGUUUGCUAUGUGUUGGGAAACUGUUAAUGUGCUAUUUUUGUUCAGUUUAUAGUUUUACAAUAUUUAGCUGACCUUGGAAUUUUCACCUCUGUUAGUGUGUAAGUUCUUGGGAACCUUUUUAGAAUGUAGAAUAUGAUCAAGUUUUCAAAGAAUACAACUUGGUUUAUUGGAUGAUACAAGGUGAGCUAGUAUGAUUUCAAAAUUUGUAGUAUACUGCAUGCCUCAAGUUCUUAACACAUCUCUAUGUUUAAGCAAGUUAAUCAAACAGUAGGAAAGAAUAACAUUAUUUUAUAAAGAAAGUAAAAUGAUUUGUUUUAUCAUAAUUCAAAAUUCUGCACUUGUCCAAACAACAGCAAAUUAUAGCAAAGACUACAAUGUUCAGCAUAAUGUAAAACCUUUUUUUCAAAAGAUAGAUCAGUCUUGGGUUUUAUAUUUCAAUCUAACCCACAGUGGGUGUUGUAAUACAGAAGUACAGAAUGCUUCUUUAAUUUUGUAGUUUAAUAAUGUUUUAUACAGAGGAAUAACAAUAUUUUCUGAGAAGUGAUAACUGGAUAUCAGAGGUAUUAGCAAAAUGCCCUUGAUAAAUAUCAAUUUCUAUUUUAUUGUGACAUCCAUAAUUAAAUAUCAGGUUGACUUAAAAUUGUUGGGACCGUAUUCUGGUUUAUUUUCCUAAAUUUGCCCCAAUAAGUUCUCCUUACUUCUGUCUCAAGCCAACCUGUGGCUUUAUCAUGUAUAUAUUUUAUGUUUAAAAAAGGUUUUGAGGAAUUCCAUGUGUUUUAAAAUGUCUCAAAACUUCUUUUGUUGUAAAGAAUAUUUAUUAUGUGAAGCUCUAUUAUUUUAUGGUAUUUAUUUCAAAAAGCUGUCUGAAAUUUUACUCAUUUCUGAAUAUAACAAAUAGCAUUACUUACUGAGAAAAAUUAAGGGUGGCACAAAAGAAAAUGCAUAUGUUAACUAUAAGGCAGAAAUAUAUAAAUUAAUGAAAGUA